Myotis daubentonii (Daubenton's bat) is the source of this 1588-nucleotide messenger RNA. RefSeq names its product meteorin, glial cell differentiation regulator (gene METRN). NCBI's taxonomy places the organism in Eukaryota, Metazoa, Chordata, Mammalia, Chiroptera, Vespertilionidae. Gene Ontology annotation, biological process: glial cell differentiation; positive regulation of axonogenesis. Gene Ontology annotation, molecular function: hormone activity. The record is from RefSeq and is a predicted model, not a curated record.
AUGCCGCCCCCUGCGCUGCUCUGCGCGCUUGAGGCCGCGGCCACCCGCGCCGGCUUCUCGGAGGACUGCCGCUGGAGGGGCAGCGGCCUGACUCCGGAGCCCGGCGGCGCGGGGCCGGACCUGGCCUGUGCGGAGGGCGGGAUCGAGUGGCUCUACCCUGCGGCGCGGCCCCGCUUCGCCUGCCUGCAGCCCGGGGGGCCCGGCGUGGGCUGCAGGUCUUCGCUGAGCGGGCGCGGCGCCCUGGAGCUGCUUCGGACCGAGGGUCCGCCCGGUCCGGGGCGGGGUGUGCCCUGGGGUCCUCGCGAGCGCGGGGCCCUCAGCCUGCAGGCCACCCCGCACCGCGACACCAGCCGCCGCGUGGUCUUCCGCUUCGAGCUGCGCGAGGACUGGCGUCCAGAGCUGCCUCCGCAGGCCCACACUCUGGGCACGGACGGUGCCUGCAGGCCCUGUAAUGACACCGAGCUCCUCCUGGCCUUGUGCACUGGCGACUUUGUGAUCCAGGGGGCCCUCCACAGGAUUGCCCGCGACACAGAGCUGCAGCCUCUUGUCACUGUGGCAGCUGUCCGUGUCCUCUGCCAGGCACUGCCGCUGUUCCCGGCGGGGGGCUCUGGGGGCCCGGUCCCGGCCUCCAUUCGCACCCCACUGCGCUGUGGUGUCCGCCCUGGCCCUGGCACUUUCCUCUUCGUGGGCUGGAGCCAUUUUGGUGAGGCCUGGCUUGGCUGUGCACCCCGCUUCCAGGAAUUCAGCCGUGCCUACGCAGCUGCCCGUACCAACCACCUCAGCCCCUUUGGGGUGGCGCUGGACUGAGGGGUGUGGGAGGAGGGCUCUGGAGAGAGGCCAUGAGGAGGGUGGCGGGGAGGGGGAGGUCUCCAAAGGGCGUCACAGUACCAACUGCUUCUGAGGGAGUGGCAAUGACCAGUAAGAAUACUGACUUCAGUAGUCAAUGCAGGUCGCGUGUCUGGUACCUGAGCCCAGCCUCCUCUACACUGCGGGAGGCUGAGGGCAGUGGUGUCUUGUCUGAGGCCACCCAGCUAGUGAGUGGGGCAGUGGCCCAUGCCCAUGCCCUGGAGAGGGGGUGUUGCUGGGUGGGGCGUGCAUGGACUCCCCGCCCACAUCAGCUUCGGCUCUGCUGCUCCUGCCCCCACUGUCAGGUGCUCCCAAGGCUCAGAGUGGGAGCGGAAAAGGGGACCUCACUCCCGAGGUCUGAGGCAGGUUGCGUCCCUUGGGGCAGGAAGGUCAACAUCACUCCCAGCCUGGGAGGAAGGGGGCUGCACUUUGACUGGGUGCCUGCUUCUCUCUGUGGCUCCCUGGGAGCCCAGCAGUCCCUGGCUCCCUCCUGCCCUCAGGCCCCUGCAACUGGUUGAGCAGCUUGAGGUGGUGUAGAGCCCAUGGGAUCCCUUGUGGGAUCCUGCUUGUUGCUGUUCCUCUAAGGAGCAUUUCCCACCAGUGGCCCCAUUUUUAAAAAUAAAGUUAUUUUAUUUGUUCACUUGUUCACUGAUGUGAUAGUCACAUGCUCUUUUUUUAAACCAAUUUUUUGUUUGAUUGUUUUUUUUUAAAAUACUUUUAUUGAUUUCAGAGAGGAAGGAAG